Molecule: messenger RNA, 1845 nt
Organism: Suncus etruscus (white-toothed pygmy shrew)
Lineage: Eukaryota; Metazoa; Chordata; Mammalia; Eulipotyphla; Soricidae
Gene: DUSP10
Product: dual specificity phosphatase 10
Exons: 4
Coding region: 144-1592 (482 amino acids)
Biological process (GO): protein dephosphorylation; negative regulation of JUN kinase activity
Cellular component (GO): cytoplasm; cytosol
Molecular function (GO): protein tyrosine/threonine phosphatase activity; MAP kinase tyrosine/serine/threonine phosphatase activity
Source: RefSeq, a predicted model, not a curated record
GUUGCUGCUGCUACUGGAGAUCAAUGAAGCCCGCUGAAUGGGGGCUGCCUGCCUGCGCCGAUUCCUCCUAAGGCCAGCCGAGCGCCGGAGGGUGGAGGGCUGCACUUCUUGAUGAAAUCCGUGAGUUCUUCUGGAGCCUCCUCAUGCCUCCGUCUCCUUUAGACAACAGGGUAGUAGUGACACUGUCAAGGCCCGUCCGACCUCAGGAUCUCAACCUCAGUUUGGACUCCAGCUACCUGGCUUCUGCCGCCCUGGGCAGCCACAGCCACCCUCAGCUCCUUGCUGCCACCACCCUGUCCCUCAAGGCUGCCAAUCCUACGUAUAUGCCCUCAUCCAGCGGCUCUGCCCGCUCCCUGAAUUGUGGCUGCAGCAGUACAAGCUGCUGCACUGUGGCAACCUACGACAAGGAUAGUCAAGCCCCCAGCCCAGCUCUGCCCCCCGGCCCUGCCUCUGGUGCCCUCGGAGCCAUCCCACCCUGCCCUGCCAACCCAAUGGUCAACAACAAUGAGAAUGCCGGCCCGCUGAGUCCAGCAGGUGGGGUGAGUGGCAGCCCUGUGUCCGGGACCCCCAAACAGCUCACCAGCAUCAAAAUCAUCUACCCCCAUGAUCUGGCAAAGAAAAUGACCAAAGGCAGCAAGAGUCAGCUGCCAAGCCAGGGCCCUGUCAUCAUCGACUGCAGGCCCUUCCUGGAGUACAAUAAGAGCCACAUCCAAGGAGCUGUCCACAUCAACUGUGCAGACAAGAUCAGCCGCCGCAGACUGCAGCAGGGCAAGAUCACCGUCUUAGACUUGAUUUCCUGUCGGGAAGGCAAGGACUCUUUCAAACGGAUCUUUUCCAAAGAAAUUAUCGUUUAUGAUGAGAAUACCAAUGAGCCCAGCCGAGUGAUGCCAUCACAGCCCCUCCACAUUGUCCUAGAGUCCCUGAAGAGAGAAGGCAAAGAACCUCUGGUGUUGAAAGGUGGACUUAGCAGUUUUAAGCAGAACCAUGAAAACCUCUGUGACAACUCCCUCCAGCUGCAGGAGUGCAGGGAGGCGGGGGGCACAUCUGCAGCCUCCAGCUUGCUACCUCAGUCCAUCCCCACCACCCCGGACAUCGAGAACGCAGAGCUGACCCCCAUCUUGCCCUUCCUGUUUCUGGGCAACGAGCAGGAUGCUCAGGAUGUGGACACAAUGCAGCGACUGAACAUUGGCUAUGUCAUCAACGUCACCACACACCUGCCUCUGUACCACUAUGAGAGAGGCCUCUUCAACUAUAAGCGCCUGCCAGCCACUGACAGCAAUAAGCAGAAUCUGCGGCAGUACUUUGAAGAGGCCUUUGAGUUCAUCGAGGAAGCUCACCAGUGUGGAAAGGGGCUCCUCAUCCAUUGCCAGGCUGGCGUGUCCCGCUCUGCCACCAUCGUCAUUGCCUACUUGAUGAAGCACACACGGAUGACUAUGACUGAUGCUUAUAAAUUUGUCAAAGGCAAACGACCAAUUAUUUCCCCAAACCUUAACUUCAUGGGGCAGUUGCUGGAGUUUGAGGAAGACCUAAACAACGGUGUCACCCCACGGAUCCUGACCCCAAAGCUGAUGGGCGUGGAAACAGUGGUGUGACGAGUUCUAGAAGGACUUCUAGACCAAGAGGAAGGAAGAUGGUUAUUUUUUUUCAUUUCUUUUUCUUUUUUUUUUUUUAAUGGGGAUAAAGUUUGUGAAUGAAACAAACUUGUUUCAAACCAGUUUUAUUUUUAACAGGUGUGAGAAGAAGCUAACUUUUGAUGCCACUGAGACUUACCUCCCAUGGACUGAUCAAACAGGGAAGGGGCUAAAGAAGCCAUUAUUAAGCCAAUAAUAAAACCAUAGCAAAACA